AUGGGGUCGCAAGAUCCGCCGAGGAGGAAUUCUGUCCUUUCUGGAUCGCCACUUCCGACGACCCCUUCCGACGAACCCGUCUUCUCCAGUAACAUUGAAGACUAUGACAUACUCGCCCCGAUAGGAUAUGGUUCUUCUGCUGUCGUUUAUAAUGCUAUAUACAAACCACUGAACAAACAAGUUGCUGUAAAGACUAUUGAUCUGGAUCGUUUUGAGAGAAAUCAGAUCGACGAACUAAGAAGAGAGACCCAGGUUAUGUCGUUGUCGAAACAUGAGAACGUAUUACGGGUACACAGAUCUUUUGUUCAUGAAUCAAAGUUAUACAUUAUCACGCCAUUCAUGGCUGCUGGAUCUUGCUUAGAUAUAAUGAAAACAGCGCAUCCUGAUGGAUUAGAAGAAGCAGUAAUCGCUACUAUUCUAAAACAAGCACUACAAGGACUGGCAUAUCUGCAUAAGAACGGUCAUAUCCACAGAGAUGUAAAGGCUGGUAACCUGUUGAUGGAUAGCGAUGGAUCGGUGCUUCUCGCGGACUUUGGCGUGUCUUCGUCGUUAAUGGAAAAUGGAGAUCGCAGAGGAUAUCGCAAGACUUUCGUCGGGACACCAUGUUGGAUGGCACCAGAGGUAAUGGAGCAGGCAGGAUACGAUUACAAGGCUGACAUUUGGUCAUUUGGCAUUACUGCCAUCGAAUUAGCCACUGGCCAUGCGCCUUUCUCAAAGUAUCCUCCAUUAAAGGUUCUCAUGCUUACAAUCUCAAACGAUCCUCCAACUCUAGACAGAGAUUCGACAAGACACAAAUACAAUAGAUCUCUGAAGGAAAUGAUUGAUGCAUGUCUUCAGAAGGAUCCGACGAAAAGACCGUCCACGGAGAAGCUUUUGACAUUCUCGUUUUUUAAACACGCAAAGAAGAAGGAGUAUCUUGUCAGCAGGCUAUUAGCUAACCUUACUCCUUUGCAAGAGCGACCUCACAAAAGAGUUCAACAGAAACCAAUUAUGAUAACAAAAUCAGUAUCUUGGGAAUUUGAUUUCUCAGAAGGCGAAAAGGAUCAUUCCCUUGAAGACUCGUCCCAAAAAGGUUCCGCAUCACAUUCUCCUCCAACAGUCAGACGAGUAUCAUUUGUCGAUCCCAUCCGUUCCAAUAGCAAAUCAUCCGAAGAUGCAUUGUCAACGGAUAUUGGUCGAAGGACAGUAUCUAGGUUCUCAGUAGUCGGAUCUGAACCCGGAUCUGCGCUCUCUUCGUCACUCCCUAAUAGAUCAUUUGAUGCAUCAGUCAUUAUGCAAUCUGCAUUGUCUCAAUCGCACCCGAAUUUUAGUGGAUUUGCUGGCGUCCAAGAAGUCAACAGCGCGAUACAGGACGCGGAAGCAUCGGAGCAAGUUAAAGGAAGAUUUACUUUUAAGUCAUGUACAAGAGAUAAAACUGUUUCUAAUACGCCAAUGGAGGAAGACGAGCCUCAAAUGAAUGAAUCGAAAGCGCGCGAAAAGGAGAAUCUUGAAGAAUUGAACAAGAAAUCCAGAUUCGAAAUAACCGCACAUCCAACUGAAACAGAAGAUUCCUCCUCGUCUUCAGUCUCGGCACAAUCUGAUGUUUCCAAGUCAGUGACAGAGCCCGUUUCUACCCCGGGUGCUACUAAGAGGGGCAGAUUCGAAGUAUCUAGUGUUGAUGCUUCCCAAAAGACAAACGGAUUUUGA
This is a messenger RNA of Paraglomus occultum, 1686 nucleotides long. NCBI's taxonomy places the organism in Eukaryota, Fungi, Glomeromycota, Glomeromycetes, Paraglomerales, Paraglomeraceae. The record is from the annotation of a GenBank genome assembly.